AGGGGGCGGAGCCAACGACGACAUCCUGAUAGCCACGUAGCUAGCUUCUGAUGCUAACCGUGAAGGUUCACGUCAGCGAGCAUUACAAUGGACCUGCCACAUCACGGGCACCGUGCAACUAAGCCAAGAGCUCGUGCAGCUCCCCCUGCAGGAGACUCUGUCUUGUUCGAAGACACAAGCUCAGCACCACCUGGGAUAAACAAUCAGGGUUAUUACACUCCUGGGUAUAAUAUGGGAGGACCCUCAAAUGACAUGCAGGGAGGUGCAGGGGCGAACAACGUGUUUGCUGAUCCAAUGGCCAACGCUGCAAUGAUGUACGGUUCCACUUUAGCCAACCAAGGAAAAGAUAUGGUGAACAAAGAGAUCAGCAGGUUCAUGUCUGUGAACAAGUUGAAAUACUUCUUUGAAGUGGACACAAGAUAUGUGCUGAAGAAACUAAUGAUCCUCAUGUUCCCAUAUACACAUCAGGAUUGGGAAGUCCGUUACCAUCGGGACACUCCGCUGACUCCGAGACAGGAUGUUAAUGCAUCUGAUCUUUAUAUACCUACAAUGGCAUUCAUUACCUACAUCUUACUUGCUGGAAUGGCCCUUGGUAUUCAGAAAAGGUUCAGUCCGGAGGUUCUUGGGCUGUGUGCCAGCACUGCCCUUGUGUGGAUCAUCAUCGAGGUUUUAGUCAUGCUGUUGAGUUUGUAUCUACUGACAGUACACCACGACCUCUCAACUUUUGAUCUCAUCGCCUACAGUGGAUACAAAUAUGUUGGGAUGAUCUUCACAGUGUUGUGUGGCUUGGUGUUUGGCAGUGACGGAUAUUUUGUGGCACUUGCCUGGUCCUCUUGUGCCCUUAUGUUCUUCAUUGUUCGAUCUCUAAAAAUGAAGAUCCUGCCAUCUCUCUCAUCUGACUCAAUGGGGAUGGGAUCAAGUGCCAAGCCUCAACUUCGCCUUUAUAUCACUUUGGCAACUGCACUCUUUCAGCCAAUCAUUAUAUACUGGUUAACCUCUCACUUGGUCAGGUGACUGUGAGGUAUUUCAUAACUUCAAGUCCAAGAGAACUGGGCCCCCCAAAAAAGUGGUUGUUGGUUGUUGUUGCCCUUUAUAUUCUUGUAAGUAAACUCAAGCAUAUGUAAACAGUGUUGAUCUGCAGCCUGUGUUUAGCUUUUCAUUUGGACAAAUUCAUAAUGAAAUCAUUUCUUUAUGUAACCAGGUGUGACACAGUGUCUGUGGUGACUGUGCAGUAAUCUUGACAAAUGCUUAUUUUUGUCUCACUAACUUUCAAAACAAGGGCUUUGAGUGACCAGAUUUGUUUAAUCAGGACAUAUUCUGUCCUUUUUUAUAAUGUCUAUGGACAUGCUUUCCAGUAUUGACGCCACACGGUACACGCAGAAAUUCACUUUGCACACGAUUCAUACGUGGUGUGGUAAUAGUACUGCAUCUUCUUUCAGUUUUCAAUCCUGAAUAUUAUUUAUCUACAGUACAUUCGGAAAAAAAAGCAUGAAAAUAUUUGGAUUUUUGUAGAAAAAUAAAUAUAUUAAGCUUUGUGUUUUCA
Messenger RNA from Cololabis saira (Pacific saury), 1543 nucleotides. RefSeq names its product Yip1 interacting factor homolog A (S. cerevisiae) (gene yif1a). Gene Ontology annotation, biological process: endoplasmic reticulum to Golgi vesicle-mediated transport. The record is from RefSeq and is a predicted model, not a curated record. Lineage: Eukaryota; Metazoa; Chordata; Actinopteri; Beloniformes; Belonidae. Gene Ontology annotation, cellular component: Golgi membrane; endoplasmic reticulum-Golgi intermediate compartment; endoplasmic reticulum membrane. Bases 88 to 1014 code for a protein of 308 amino acids. The transcript is spliced from 9 exons.